AUGUGUGAACCAAUGAUUUCAACAGGUGCUGGGCUCGACGACGUCGCCAAUUUGACCGGAGAAUUGAGCAUUGCCGAUCAGCCUCAGGUCAGCGACCACACCGACUUAGUCCAAUCAACUCUCAGAAAAGCGAUACUCUGCUUCAAUCAAACUGCAACGGCCGCUUUGCAACAGGGACAACAGGUCCUUGCUUCAGGUGAUGAUGCCCCCAUUGCUCGUAGCGAAGCGGUGGCAGAAAUCUCCUUGCUGUAUAGGGAAGUCUACCAGCUUUCACAUGAUGCCAAAAUCCUCAGACAUUGGAUGGAGAGAUCAAUCGUUGAACGUGUCAGCUUGCUUGGAGGCCAAGGGGGUCCUUAUACAAAAGAUCUACUAAAGCACUUCCACAAGCGAAUCAUGGAGAAUGCCCGAAAUGAACUCAGCAGCUCCGAUGAUGAGGCUUGUGUAUUAUGGCAGACUGCGGAAGAGUGUUACAAAGAAGCCAUUCGUCCUUCAGGUAGACUAGGAUCCGACAGCUACUUCUAUUGGCUAGACAGGGCAGCCGAAGAAUCUCAUGAACAUGAAAAUCGUCUAGAUGUGGACGAACACCACGCCGACCUUCGGAGUAGUAAUAUGGAAGUACACGAAGCCCGCAAGAUGAGAGAAAGGCAGGAAACAAGACAAAGUUGGGUCGAAUUUUGGGUUCGAGCAUUACGCACCUGCCCAGGUGGCCCGAUACUGUUCUACCCACCAGCUGCUUGUUCUGCCGCACGAUCUAUAGAAGGGCCGCCAUUCGAGGAUGUUCCACGCUAUCUUUUCCGGGCCUUCGACUCGAAAGGCUCUGGCAAAACCGAAGACAACUUUCUGGCAUCAACUAUGAGCAUGUUCGGCAACCCAGAGGGCAGCAAGGUCGAUAUUUUGUCUCUUGAAACACACAGCGCGUCGGAAAUGCUCUAUACUCACUUAGUUAAAGACCGUUUUGGCGGGAGUACAUCCGACAAUCUCAUGUCUUGGAGCAGCUCUCUUAUGUCUGUGAUUCAAUUUGCGAUUUGGAGGUCCCAUAUCGGCAAUCUCUCACCAGCUGAAGUUCGUAUUUGUGUCAUAGACGCAGCGAAAUUUCCACUCGGGCAAUUUAUACGAGAUAUAACACUGCUGAAAGCAUUCGACAAUAUGGAACUGAGCGAAGACCAGAAACAAUUUUUUCGUUUUCGUCUCGAGAAUCCCGAAUACGACAAUGGAGAAUAUGUUUCUCAAGGAGUGGUCAAUCACCGCGGCCAAUCAUGCACUUUCUCACUGAAAGACUUGAUAGACGGUGGACUCUAUGAGUUAUAUCCUGAGUUUAGAGAUACCGGAUCUGGGGGGCUAUGGACGAACUGGGUACGAGAACUUCGCUUAUCCUGGGACACUGAGCGGGAAACGACCCGCCAAGAGAUAUAUCACGCGUUCAGCAUGGCAAGGAUUUGCUCAGGAUCAUUCCUCAGUGAGCUUGAUAUUGCGGUGCUACUUCUAACUUUUAAGAACCGCAAGCUUCAAGUGCCAGGUAAGACCCACUUCCCUACGAUCGCAGCUUGA
This is a messenger RNA of Clonostachys rhizophaga, 1548 nucleotides long. NCBI's taxonomy places the organism in Eukaryota, Fungi, Ascomycota, Sordariomycetes, Hypocreales, Bionectriaceae. The record is from the annotation of a GenBank genome assembly.